AAAGGCCGAGAGGGAAUGAGUGGGAGGCGGGAGACCCAGUUCCUUCCCUCCCUGAACCAAGUCCUGCGCUACCAGGUUGGCCCUCUCAGGCCAGCGGCCCUCGGGGUAGAACCCCUGGCCGGGCGGCCAUCACCGGACUCGGAGGCGAGCGAGUGGGCGUGUGCGUGGGGGGCGGCCAAACUUCCUGUCCCGCGGUCGAGCUGCUUCCGGCGGGAGCCGGAAGACGCUGUGUGUGGACGGAAUUCGAGACCGAGUGACGGACGGACGGCUGCCCGGGACAGGAAGCUCCUGGUACAGUUUGUUCAGAAUACAUCCAUCCCUUUGGGUCAGGGGCUAGUGGAAUCAGAAGCUAAGGACAUUACUUGCCUGUCCCUCCUUCCAGUGACUGAGGCCUCAGAAUGCAGUCGGCUAAUAUUACCAGAUGAUACUCCAAAUCAUACUAACCCCAAAGAGGUCCCUUCCUCGGCUGUGUUGAGAAGCCUUCAGGUGAAUGUGGGCCCAGACGGAGAAGAGACGAGGGCUCAGACUGUACAGAAGUCUCCAGAGUUUUUGUCCACUCCAGAGUCUCCUAGCUUGUUGCAAGAUCUACAACCAAGUGAUAGCACUUCUUUUAUUCUUCUUAACCUAACAAGAGCAGGUCUGGGCUCUUCAGCCGAACACUUAGUAUUUGUACAAGAUGAGGCAGAGGAUUCAGGGAAUGAUUUCCUGUCCAGUGAGAGCACGGACAGUAGCAUUCCGUGGUUCCUCCGGGUUCAGGAGUUGGCCCAUGACAGUUUGAUUGCUGCUACUCGUGCACAACUGGCAAAGAAUGCCAAAACUAGCAACAAUGGAGAAAAUGUCCACCUUGGUUCUGGUGAUGGGCAGCCCAAAGAUUCUGGACCCCUUCCUCAAGUGGAGAAGAAGCUCAAGUGUACAGUUGAAGGGUGUGACCGGACAUUUGUGUGGCCAGCACAUUUCAAAUACCACCUGAAAACUCAUCGAAACGACCGCUCCUUCAUCUGCCCUGCAGAAGGUUGUGGGAAAAGCUUCUAUGUACUACAGAGGCUGAAGGUGCACAUGAGGACCCACAAUGGGGAGAAGCCCUUUAUGUGCCCCGAGUCUAGCUGUGGGAAGCAGUUCACUACAGCUGGAAACCUGAAGAACCACCUGCGCAUCCACACAGGAGAGAAGCCUUUCCUCUGUGAAGCCCAAGGAUGUGGCCGUUCCUUUGCUGAGUAUUCUAGUCUUCGAAAGCAUUUGGUGGUUCACUCAGGAGAGAAGCCACAUCAGUGUCAAGUCUGUGGGAAGACCUUCUCUCAAAGUGGGAGCAGGAAUGUGCACAUGAGAAAGCAUCACUUGCAGAUGGGAGCAGCUGGGAGUCAAGAGCAAGAACAAACUGCUGAGCCACUGAUGGGCAGUAAUUUGCUUGAAGAGGCUUCAGUAACCAGUAAAAACUUGGUGUCUAUGAAUUCUCAGCCCAGCCUUGGUGGAGAGCCCUUGGACCUUCCAAAUACCAAUUCUAUCCUAGGAGUUGAUGAUGAGGUGCUUGCUGAAGGAUCCCCACGUCCCCUGUCUUCAGUGCCUGAUGUGACACAUCAUUUGGUGACCAUGCAGUCAGGGAGGCAGUCAUUUGAGGUUUCUGUCUUAACUGCCGUGAAUCCACAGGAGUUACUAAACCAAGGAGAUUUAACUGAAAGACAGACAUGAGAAUGAGUGCCUACUCCUGGAAGAGCAGCUCUGUCUGAUCCCAGAGUGCAGACAGUGGGAACAGGAUGCUUUGGCUCACAAUUUGCCAGAACCAAAAUGAAUCAGUGAAGGACAAGACCCUGCUUUUACCUCUGUUCAUCUUUCCUGGCCUAGAAGUUGAGUGUAGGAGAGUGUCUCUUCAACUGCCAUCUGAUUCAGACAAGGAAGAAAGCAGGGAAUGUGGGCUGGGUAACUGUCCCUACCUCUCUUCCCACUGCAAAAGUUUGGGAUAGACUUCUCCCAAAAGUGAAUUUGAUUACAUGUUGGCUGAAGUUUCCCAGUAUGACUGUGGAAGGGAGGUUUUCCUUUGAAGAGUUUUUAUCCCAGGUUGAGCUUCUUUUCACAUGAGUGAACUAAAUCCUGCCACCGACUGUAAAACUUCACCAAGAAGUUGCGCUUUCAAGAUGCCUUGUUGCUUUGGAGAAGGGAGUGACAUUCUCCCUUUAGCAACCCGAGUAAGAGACUCUUUCCCCACUGGGCUGCAAAGAAAAUAAAUUACUUGAAUCUCUGCUUG
This is a messenger RNA of Phacochoerus africanus (Common warthog), 2239 nucleotides long. RefSeq names its product zinc finger protein 410 (gene ZNF410). Lineage: Eukaryota; Metazoa; Chordata; Mammalia; Artiodactyla; Suidae. The transcript has 11 exons. Gene Ontology annotation, molecular function: DNA-binding transcription factor activity, RNA polymerase II-specific; RNA polymerase II cis-regulatory region sequence-specific DNA binding. Gene Ontology annotation, biological process: regulation of transcription by RNA polymerase II. Bases 16 to 1686 code for a protein of 556 amino acids. The record is from RefSeq and is a predicted model, not a curated record. Gene Ontology annotation, cellular component: PcG protein complex; transcription regulator complex.